CAGUUGAAGCUAAAAAGAGGUUUUGUGCGCAGGCUAAUCAAGGAGGAGGCGUCAUACAGGACGGAGGCAAAUAAGCAAGAGGAGAAAAUUGAGCAGCUUAAGGCAGAAGCAGCCGACAAUUUCCUCAUCAAGCAACACACGGCCAGUUUGCAGGAGACUAUCAUGAUGAUCCCGGACAGCCGGCGUCGCAUGACCGUUGCCCGCGCUGACCUGCAGCAGCUACUGGAAGCCGAGGAGGAAUUAUCGGAGUCCGCCGAGUACCAGGAAGCCAAAAGUCUCUUGGACUCCGUCCCGUUGGAGGCUUCAUAG
This is a messenger RNA of Nerophis lumbriciformis (worm pipefish), 309 nucleotides long. The record is from RefSeq and is a predicted model, not a curated record. NCBI's taxonomy places the organism in Eukaryota, Metazoa, Chordata, Actinopteri, Syngnathiformes, Syngnathidae.